UUAGAUGAUCCUCAUGGUCCCGUCCAACUCUACAGUUCUAUGAUUUUAUGAAAAGCUGUAUGUAAACAGAGAUCAGGGUUCAACCUCUGUCCGCCUUCUUUGAUCUCUUGCUGCAACCUUUCCUGUUUGAGCAAGAAAUAAAACUGCCUUUAGCGGAGAAUUCUCGGGUGACACUCGUCCUUGCUGGUCAUCAUGUCUUCUAUUAAAAUCGAGACUGUUGUGAAGCAGAAGAACAGGAUGGGGGAGUGCCCUACAUGGGAAGAAAGGGAGAAUUCCCUUGUAUACGUAGACAUCAAUUCACAGAAAGUUUGCCGCUGGAACUCAGUCACCAACGAAGUUCAGUGUGUGUCUGUGGACGCUCGUGUUGGCUCAGUAGCCCUUCGCAAGUGUGGUGGCUACGUGAUCGCUUUAGGAAGAAAGUUUGCUUUCUUGAACUGGGAAGAUCAAGUAGUCACUGAUAUUUCUGAAGUGGAACAGGAUAAACCAAACAACCGAUUCAAUGAUGGAAAAGUAGACCCAAGGGGUUCUUUUUAUGCAGGUACCAUGGCCGAAGAGACAGCACCUGGAGUCAGAGCAAGGCAGCAGGGGGCUCUUUAUACUCUCUUCCCUGAUUGUGGUGUCGUGAAGCAGUUAGAGAAGGUGGACAUCUCCAAUGGGCUGGACUGGUCACUCGAUCACAGGACCUUCUUUUACAUCGAUAGCCUGGCUUAUGCCGUGCAAGCCUUCGACUAUGACAUGCGAACAGGAAUGAUUGAUUGUUGCAGUUGCAGGCCUGUUUACAAGCUGGAGAAAGAGGAGGCGAUGCCUGAUGGGAUGUGCAUCGAUAUAGAAGGGAAACUCUGGGUGGCCUGUAUUGAUGGUGGACGAGUGAUCCGCAUUGACCCUGAAGCAGGAAAAAGAAUUCAGACUGUCAAGAUGCCUGCUUCCAGGAUCACUUCUUGUUGCUUUGGAGGGAAAGACUAUUCAGAAAUGUAUGUCACUUCGGCCUACGAUGGACUGGAUAGCGAUGCGUUAGCCAAGGAACCCCAGGCUGGGGAAAUUUUCAAGAUAACAGGACUGGGUGUGAAAGGCAUCCCACAGAACUACUUCACUGGUUAAAUAUUCAUAUGUGCUCGAUAUUCAACCCACCCAGAAGCCAUGGUGGACAACAAGAGAAGCAUGAAUUUCAAACCUGCAUUCUUAUCUGAAGGCUACCUAUAUAUCCUUUAUGUACUGUAAUGUUCCAUAACUGGUUU
Messenger RNA from Podarcis raffonei (Aeolian wall lizard), 1235 nucleotides. RefSeq names its product regucalcin-like. Lineage: Eukaryota; Metazoa; Chordata; Lepidosauria; Squamata; Lacertidae. The record is from RefSeq and is a predicted model, not a curated record. Gene Ontology annotation, molecular function: calcium ion binding; gluconolactonase activity; enzyme regulator activity. The transcript is spliced from 7 exons. Bases 193 to 1098 code for a protein of 301 amino acids. Gene Ontology annotation, biological process: L-ascorbic acid biosynthetic process.